This is a messenger RNA of Anthonomus grandis grandis, 3920 nucleotides long. Its product is annotated as cytotoxic granule associated RNA binding protein TIA1. Lineage: Eukaryota; Metazoa; Arthropoda; Insecta; Coleoptera; Curculionidae. The transcript has 8 exons. Bases 301 to 1368 code for a protein of 355 amino acids. The record is from RefSeq and is a predicted model, not a curated record. Gene Ontology annotation, molecular function: mRNA binding.
GUUCGCACCAGCACGGCCACUAUAACUGUUCCACCACCACCACCACCACCACCAGCAGCACCCCCACGUCCUUCUACCCCCCGAAUGAACGCGACACAACACAGACAUCCCGCGUUAUGCAGUCUUUGAGUUGCGGCUCGUGUGCCCGUGCCAGUGUUAGUCAGUGAAAAACGAUCCAGAAAACGCUUUCGCCUUUUCGCCGCGACGGAACUUCCAAAACUUCCGCACAACUUUUUAGCGCGACAUUCGAAUUUUGUUGCAACUAUUGGAAAAGUGCGUAAAUUCAACCCGAGACUUGAUAUGUUGACUAUGUCAACACUUUUGAUGCCUGCAUCGACGAUUCCUGUCGGUAUGUCUGCCCCUGGUCUUUUACCGGUACCUAAGAUGGAAGCUAUCCGAAUUAAUCAUUCACCUAAUUCUAACACUUCUUUAACUCCCACGUCUGUUUCGUCAUCAAAAUCAGAGCACCAUCACAUUUUCGUCGGAGAUUUGAGCCCUGAAGUUGAAACUCAGACCCUCAGGGAUGCUUUUGCUGCGUUUGGAGAAAUAUCAGACUGCCGCGUUGUUAGGGACCCACAGACAUUAAAAUCAAAAGGAUAUGGAUUUGUUUCGUUUAUCAAAAAGGGCGAAGCAGAAAGUGCAAUAGCUGGAAUGAAUGGCCAAUGGCUAGGUAAUCGGAGUAUUAGAACCAAUUGGGCAACUAGAAAACCUCCUACUGCUAAAAACGAAGCAAAACCGCUUACUUUUGACGAGGUUUAUAAUCAAAGCAGCCCAACCAACUGCACAGUUUACUGCGGAGGAAUCACGAACGGUUUAACUGAAGAAUUAAUGCAAAAAACCUUUGCCCCAUUUGGAACCAUCCAAGAAAUCCGAGUAUUCAAGGAGAAAGGUUACGCCUUCGUUAGAUUUUCCACUAAAGAAUCAGCCACUCAUGCCAUUGUCGCCGUACAUAACACCGAAAUCAAUGGACAGAUCGUCAAAUGCUCUUGGGGGAAGGAAUCUGGAGAUCCUAAUAAUGUUCCAGUUGCAAGCCAGGCUAUAACUGGAACAACUUUCCCAUAUGGAACAUAUGGACAGCAGCUCGGAUACUGGUAUCCCCAAAGCUAUCCUGCUGCCAGUACAUCUCAAAUGCCCACAGGACAAUUCAUCGGAGGGAUGCAAGGGUAUGCUUAUGGCCCUAUUGGUGGAUAUCAAUCACCUUCUUAUGCGAUGGGAAUGGGUCUGCAGGUGCCAGCUGCCGCCACAUCCUGGCAAAGCAUUCCAGCACCAUCUCAAAUUCCAGCUACUCCACAACAAAUUGCCACGCCCACUACUACAUUGCAGCAGCCGGGAAUUGUGUUUCCCAUUCAGCAGUAUCAAGCCCAAUGAAAUCUAGAUUCAUAUAUGUAAAGAAAAAAAAGAGAAUUUUUUCGAAAAAAAUCUAAAUGUUAACCAAUUUGUAUUCUGUGCCAAAUUGUGGUAUCUUUUACACUGUCUCUAACAGAGGAAAUAUUCGGGGACUAAAGGUUCAUUUGGAACCUCGAUGAUCACGGUAGAAUUUGUAAAUCGGCAUUUAGAAAUUCUACUAUUAAAGCAACAAUAUUUUUAAUACCUUUAGUAUGUAUUCACAUCCCUUGUUACCAAGCAAUGCAGGAGAUAGUGCUCUAAACCCCCUUAUAGAUAAAGCUAUCGAAGUAUGAAAGAAUUUUUUCUGCGAGAUUGUUGCUACAUGUAGAAAAGUCUGCUAAAUUAUAUAAUUUUUUUUUGGCAAAAUUAACUGAAAUAUUAUUAAUAAAGCAAUCACAUCCUCACAAGUUAUGCAUACAAUUUCAUAAACGAGCAAGUUUUUCUUGCCUAGCAGUCUUAUAUUAAAAAAAAUUUGUAGGGGUGUCAUAAUACAGAUUCUAGCAAAUAAAAUCAAUAUUGUUGAAUGAAAAAAUAAUUCAUAGAAAGCAGAACUUUAUUACAUGUUAAGCUAGUAAACCACAUGCUUAGCCAAAUUAGUUUGUUCUAUACACAAAAUAAUAAAACUGAAUGAAAUAGUAAAUUUUUUAACAGUUGGCAGAAGAUACCGAAUGGUUGACACCACUGCUAGUGUGAAUGAAAAAAAGCGAUGGCAAUAUAUCGAGGAGUAUCAAAAAAUACAUGUUACCUUUAGCCCCCCUCAGAUUUCCAGUUUCCCAUUAACUACCCUCUAUCCUAUUUCAAGUCAAAUUGGUGUUAAUCCCCCCACUCCCCACAUUCCAAUCCCUUAAAUCUUGAUGUAACCAAAUUUUACAAGUGAUACUGUAGGGUUGAUUUUUAAAUGUACAAAAAAAAAUACAAUUAGUGUAAAUGUGAAGUAGAUAGGAUAAAUAAAUAUUAUUUAUAUAUUAAAAUAUAUUUAUAUGUUCUCCUUUGAAGCGAUAGUCUAGCUGUAUAGAUAACCGCAGGGCUAUUUUGACAUGGUCUUUGUAACUAGGUUAAGCAACCCCCUCCCCAAAAAAAAAAUAAAUAAAAAAAUCCGUGUACAGUUAUUUAUUUAAAAAUUGUAUAUAAACCCAAAAAUAUUGAUUGGCGCAACUAUUCAAAUUUCACUGUAAGUGUGAAGAACGCGGGAAAUUUAAAACAAGUAGGUAAAGGUAAGGUAUUCGUGAUAUUUAAGCACUAUGUAUUAAUUUAUUUGGAAACGGGCAAUUUUUUAUACCAUUUAAUUAAAAAUUAGGAAUAUCAUUGUCAAGGCAUUUUAGGAAUUUUUAGGUGAAUGAUGAUCUGAAUUUUAAUUAAAUACAUGGAUGUUGGAUCUCUCUGAAAGAAAUUAUGAAUAUUUGCAAAGAAACCGAAAAUACAAAAAAUAUAAUCCAAGAAAUAAAUCAAUAUGUUUUAUUCAAUAUCAAGUGGUCAUUUGUUUAACACUCAUUCUUUUAAAUGGCAUUUUAACGAGCUGAAAAGUUUCUAUAAUAUAACCGAUUUUAUAUCUCUAUUGCUAUAAUUAAUCAGUUUAGGAAACAAAUUUAACCUAAAACGGUUAACAAGUACUAAAUUUAUUUCAACGGCAAUAUUUAAUUGAGAAUUCGUGACCUUCAUCUAUCCGUAAAAUAUUGUAUAAAUUGAAACGAAUAAAUAAUGAAUAAUAAAAUGACACUUAAUUGGCACGAAAAAAUACAAUAAUAAAGAUGCUCUUACCUUCAUUAAAUGAAUAAAUUAUACAGAACCUUACUGAAGGUCCUAAUUACUUAAAAAUAAUGAGCUCAUGCUUAAUUCCAUGUAUUUAAUUUAACUUUGUAAUGUUUGUUGAUCAUGUAACUAACAUCAACCGAACGUGCAAUAUAAACUGAAUUAAAACUAUUACGUUUUGUUUGCAAAUGAUUAAAUAUAACGUUAUCAUGUUAUGAUCUUGAACAACAAUUAAAACAAUCAAAAAGGGUACGUUGGUUUAUUAGUAAAGUUUCCUUGGGUACAUAUCUUUGUGAUCGGAGUUUUGUUGAACUAAAUGAAAAUUGUAAAACUUUCAAAACCGUUUUAGAGAUAACGUUAAAAAUGAAUUUUUUCUUAAGACAAUCUUUAAAGUAUAGUUAUCUCUAAAGAGGUUUUACCCUCCAAGGGUGAUACUUUAUUAUUAUUAAGCAGUUUGACGUUGGCUUGCGUAGUUUAUAUUAUGUCAGCGGCUGGCUUAUGUAUGUACGCGGCUAUUAUAGUUCAUUCAAGCUGCUUAGUAACUGUAUAAACAGUUUAGUUAGAUAAAUAUAAAUUAUUUUCCCAUUUUAACAAUAGCUGUCGGGUACUUAAGUUGGCCUAGGGGCCACUUGGGUGCAGGCCACAAAUAUCUUUUAUAAAUGGGAUACAUGUUAGCUCUUGAAACAAAAAAAAAACGUAUUUGCACGCUUACCCAAAUAGCACCAUUAUAUAUGAUUGUAUAAAUGUUAAGUGUAAAAUCACUAAAUCAAAAUAAAAAAAAUUAC